This is a messenger RNA of Saccoglossus kowalevskii, 8198 nucleotides long. Its product is annotated as laminin subunit alpha-2-like. The record is from RefSeq and is a predicted model, not a curated record. Gene Ontology annotation, biological process: regulation of cell adhesion; tissue development; regulation of embryonic development. Gene Ontology annotation, cellular component: basement membrane. Lineage: Eukaryota; Metazoa; Hemichordata; Enteropneusta; Harrimaniidae. Gene Ontology annotation, molecular function: signaling receptor binding; extracellular matrix structural constituent.
AGUGUGCCGGGCAAGACGUACAGUGUACCCGCUCUCUGGGAAAGUUAUCGUGAAUUCAACUUUUUGAAUGAUCAUUGGCACAAUUUAAACGAAGACGAAACAAAAACGAAGAUGCGGCAUCUCGUUGCAUCGGUGUUGCUAAUUUCACUGUUUCACUUUGGAUUGGUCGUCGGCCAACCCAACGCGAACGAACGCGGUUUGUUUCCUGUUAUAUUCAACUUGGCGGCUAAUGCUUUGAUCGAUGCCAAUGCAACCUGUGGAGAAAAUGGAGCUGAAACUUAUUGUAAACUUGUAGAACACAUUCCUGGACGGCCUGUACCUAACCCACAGUGUAGAGUGUGUGAUGCUUAUAGUCUGAAUCCAAGGAACAGGCAUUCUGUGGAGAAUGCUAUUGAUGGAACCAACAGUUGGUGGCAGAGUCCUCCUAUAUCAAAUGGUUUAGAAUAUCACUUUGUCACUAUCACACUUGACUUACAACAGAUAUUCCAAGUGGCCUACGUGAUUCUCAAGGCAGCCAACUCUCCCCGACCUGGCAACUGGGUUUUGGAGAAGUCCAUUGAUGGAAUUAACUUUCAACCCUGGCAGUACUAUGCAAUGUCUGAUUCUGAGUGUCUGUCAUUGUACAACAUUCAACCAACUAUCGGAAAUCCUCAUUAUAGUGCAGAUGAUGAGGUCAUAUGUACUUCGUUCUACUCCAAACUGAAUCCAUUGGAGAAUGGUGAAAUUCAUACCUCAUUGGUGAAUGGACGUCCUAGUGUUUUGAACCCAAGUUCUACUUUACUGGAAUUCACUUCUGCUCGGUUUAUCAGAGUUCGAUUACAGCGUAUUCGUACUUUAAAUGCCGAUUUGAUGACAUUGACAUCCAACGAACCAGGCUAUGUCGACACUUUUGUCUCCAGAAGGGCAUUACAUUGCGAGUGUGAACACAACACAUGUGGUGAUCAGUGUCAAGUGUGUUGCCCUGGUUACCGUCAAAAACCAUGGAGACCUGGAACCCAGGAGACUGGUAACAUCUGUGAAGCUUGUAACUGCCAUGGCCAUGCCACUGAUUGUUAUUAUGACCAAGGAGUUGCUGAUCGUGGAGAGAGUUUAAACAUAUACAGUGAAUAUGAUGGUGGUGGUGUGUGCAUUGACUGUCUCGAUAACACCAUGGGUAUCAACUGCGAAGUAUGCCUUGAUAGAUAUUAUAGACCAUCAGGUGUGGCCAGAACUGAUCCAAAUCCUUGUCGAUUGUGUAACUGUAAUGCGUACGGUAUACGGGAAGAACCUGGAUACGUCUUGGGAUCUUGUGUAAAAGACGACAGUAAUGUUGAAGAGGGUUUGAAUCCUGGUGAUUGUUUCUGUCGUGAGGGUUAUUCCGGUGCUCAUUGUGACAGAUGUGCUCGUGGUUACAAGGGAUUUCCUGACUGUCAGAAGUGUCCAUGUAGUAUUGCUGGUAGUGUCAACGAAGAUGUUUGUGAGCCUCCAUGUGUAUGUAAGGCUAAUGUUGUUGGUGUUGAUUGUGAUGUAUGUACACCUGGGUUUUUCAACCUAGCAGAGGACAAUCCUAGUGGAUGUACAGAGUGCUUCUGUUUUGGUAUCACUGAAGUCUGUGUUAGUACAACACUUCCUAAUGAACAGAUAACUCUUCAAGAUGGUUGGACUAUUACUGAUAAAGCGUUUACCCAGCAGAUGUUUGUAACAACAACUGAAGAUGACAACUCAGUGUUGUCUGUUGUCUAUGCUGAUGCUAAAAGAGUUAUUGGAUCUGAUGUAUUAUAUUGGAGUGCUCCUCAAGAAUAUCUUGGAAAUAAGUUGAAGUCUUAUGGAGGAGUGUUAACAUAUACAGUGGGCUAUGACAUCAUAGAUGGUGUGAAUAUAUCUACACCAAUUUUGGACUCGGAUGUUAUCGUAAAGGGUGGUGAUACAACAAUAAAACAACGUCCUAUCCGAUGGGUGGUGCCAGGCAGAUCGGAAACAUUUGAGAUUGCUUUCACUGAGCAGACUUGGUUCCAUGAAGAGAGUGAUCGUUAUGUCAGCAAAGUGGAAUUCAUGUCAUUACUGGCAAACUUGGAGAGUAUUCUAAUCAGAGCAACCUAUCACACAGCACAUCUAGACUCCAGAAUAUCUGACAUUUCACUUGAUAUCGCUGCAGACAAUGUCAACAACACCAAUAUCAUGUCAUCUGUGGAACAGUGUAAUUGUCCAUCAGGUUAUGCUGGCCUCUCAUGUGAGGAAUGUAUUACUGGCUAUCGCCGUAUCAACGGUGAACUGUUUGAAGGGAUUUGUGUACCAUGUGACUGUAAUGGACAUGCUGCAGAAUGUGAUGACAUCACAGGAGAGUGCAUAGAAUGUCAACACAACACAUAUGGUACUAACUGUGAAUUCUGUGUACCUGGUUACUAUGGCGAUGCAAAUGUUGGUACCCCAGGAGAUUGUAAACGAUGUGCUUGCCCAUUGAAAGAGUCUUCGAACAAUUUCAGUCCAACUUGUCAAGAGGGUGGAGAUACUGAUAGUUUUUAUUGUGAUCAAUGUCAGCCUGGAUAUGAAGGACCAAGAUGUGAUAGGUGCUCAGAUGGUUACUAUGGUAACCCAUUAGUUUUGAAUGAUACCUGCAAACCCUGUAUGUUUAAUUGUAAUAACAACCUUGAUGUCAAUUCGGAAGGGAAUUGUAAUAGCAUCAGUGGUGAGUGUCUGAAAUGCAUCAACAAUACAGCGGGUGCAUAUUGUGGGAGAUGCAUUGAUGGUUACUAUGGUGAUGCUAUUGUGGAAAAGAACUGUCAAGUUUGUCAGUGUUAUCGUCCCGGUGCAGUAACUGAGAUAUGUGACCACCGUACUGGGCAAUGUGAAUGUAAACCACACGUCAUUGGACAGCAUUGCAACAUAUGUGAGACUGGAUAUUGGGAUAUCUUGUCAGCUCAGGGAUGUAAUCCCUGUAACUGUAAUCUUAUUGGUUCGUUAGGAGUAGAAUGUGACAUCAUCCAGGGUCAGUGUUACUGUAAACCUGGUGUACAAGGAAGAACAUGCGACCAUUGUUUGUCUGGAUACUAUAACUUUACUGAAGACGGAUGUACAUUAUGUGAUUGUGAGAGAACUGGUGGAUCAUGUGAUGCACAGACUGGGGAAUGUAUCUGUCCACCCAAUACCAUUGGUAUGCGAUGUGAACAGUGUGCACCUGACACCUGGGGCUAUGACCAAAUAUCUGGAUGCAAGAUGUGUAACUGCAGUGAAGAUGGUUCAUCUGGAUCUCAGUGUAACAUUAUUACUGGACAGUGUGAUUGUCUGGCUGAUUACAGAGGUAGAGAAUGUAACCAGUGUCAGUUUGGAUUUCGAGACUUCCCUAGAUGCCGUGAAUGUAAAUGUAACAAUAAAGGCACUGAUGAUACUGGUUGUAAUGAAGAUGGUUUGUGUGGAUGUUCUGAUGAGGGACAGUGUGAAUGCAAGGACCAUGUUACCGGCAAGAGGUGCAAUAAAUGUGUAGAGUAUAGUUUUGGAUUACGUGAAGACUUAGCCACUGGGUGUACCGAAUGCUUCUGUUUUGGCAUCACUAAAGUCUGUCAACAAGCAGAUUACGUCAGAGAUCAGAUUGUUGUAACUGCUGCAGACAAUGGUUUCUUUGUUAGCGAUGAUCGUAGCAUCGUGCAAACUCAAGCUGGUGUAGUGUUUACUCCAGAUGAAGUACGCUUGAAUGCUACAGCGACCCUCAACUCGUUAGACACACCAACAACUUUAUACUGGAAUCUACCACAAAUAUUUCUUGGAAAUAAGAUUACUGCAUAUGGUGGUCGUCUGCGAUACUCUGUACAAUAUUCAGGCAUUGAUAUCGGUGAAGAUACAGUUUUUGAUAUUCUAAUCAAAGGUCCCCAGCAGACUCUGGUCAAGCAAUUAUUGAACCCAUUUGUUGGAGUUCCACAGACAUAUGAUUUGGAGCUUGUAGAGACUGAGUGGCAAUUACGUGAUGCUGAGAAAGCACCUCGUGACCUCUUUAUGAUGGUUCUACAGAAUAUACAGUCUAUAAUGAUUAGAGCCACAUACAGCAAGGACACAAUACAAUCUGUGUUACGUGAUGUCAGCAUGGAAGUUGGAAUACCAAGAUCAGAUAAUCCAUCCUUGAGUGAUGCAUUGGGUGUGGAAUCUUGUGAAUGUCCAGUUGGAUACAUUGGUAUUUCAUGUGAGGAGUGUGCUGCUGGCUAUGUACGUGUAUCUAACGGACCAUACCUCGGAUCUUGUAGACCAUGCACUUGUAAUGAACAUGGGAGUAUGUGUGAUCCUAACACUGGAAUAUGUGAGGAUUGUCAAGAUCAUACUAGAGGUCCUAUGUGUGAAACAUGUGAAGAAGGUUACUAUGGCAAUGCUACUAAUGGCACCCCUGAUGAUUGCCAACCAUGUGCUUGUCCUUUGAAAGAGUCAUCUAACAAUUUCAGCCCUACUUGUGUACUAGAUAAUGAUGGUUCACAUCGCUGUACAGAUUGUGAUACUGGAUAUACUGGUAGAUACUGUGACAGCUGUGAGGAUGGUUACUAUGGAAACCCUAGCACACUAGGAGAUAGAUGUGAAGAGUGUGAUUGCAAUGAACAAGGUGCUACAAGUCAGAUCUGUGAUAAACAAAGUGGUCAGUGUGAUUGUGAACCAGGACUGAGAGGAAGAGCCUGUGAUGUAUGUCAAACUAGACAUGUGUUAACCCCAGAAGGAUGCACCUCUUGUGACGAUACUUGUACUGGGCUAUUGCUAGAUGAGAUAGAAGCCCUGACAGCAAUGCUAGAAACACCAAAUAUUACCGGAAUUGUUCCUGCACCAUGGCCAAGACUUAGGGCUUUAGUUAAUGAAACUGAAAUAUUAGGGCCUCGAUUAGAAUCAUACAAGAAUGCAAAGAAGGCAGCUGCUCAGAUUGUGAUGUCAUUGCCCACCGGUGUGAGUGGAUUACAAGAUGAAAUGGAUGAGUUAUUGCAAAGGUCUGAAGAAAUGAAGGAUAAAUCUGGUCAAGUGAAUGAUCAAACCAGUAUUAGUAAUGAUAGAGCAAUGGAUGUUGAAAAACUACUCAUGGAUACGUUAGCAAAAUUGAAAGACCUCAUUAAUGAACUGGAGAAGCUUGUUGACAGUCUGUCUAGUCAGCCAGCGAUGGAAAAUGAAGCCCUUUUACAAGAGGCGCAGGACAUCCUUGAUGAGAUCAUGGCCAGAGAUUUCAGUGAUCAAGAACUCGCUGCAGAGGACGAGUUACAAUCGGCGAAGGAUGCUCUGAAGAAAGCUAAGAAGAAGUUCAUGAGGAAAGUCGAAGAAAACAAAGAGUUAACUGACCGUGUUAAUGGUACUCUAAUGGAUCUUAUGAUGAAAUUCAUGGAGUUAAUCGAAGAAAGUCAACAAUCAGAGAAAACAUCAGACGAUGUUAUAAAACAGAAUGAUGCCAAUAAUGACAUGAUUAAUAAUAUUCAGGAUAAAAUAAAUGAGAUAAAAAAGAACCAAGGUGAGAUUGUUGGAAUACUAGACAUGGGAAGACAACUCUUAGAAGAUGCUGCGGAUCUAUUAGCUGAGGGAUAUGUAGCACUUGAGGAGACUGUGGUACAGGCUGAAGGUUUGAAAGAUUCGUUGCCUGAUUUGAAAAACAAAGUUGGUCUGCUACAACAGAAUAUGAUUGGACUGCCUGAACUUGUUGUUAGAGCUGAGAGACAUGCUAGAGAAUUAGCUGAUUUCGCUAAUUACUUAGAGGAUUUGUUUCAGGAUACUCGUGAUUUAGCAGAAAUUCCAGUCCAGGCAGCUGAAGUGUACAAUGACAUAGUAGAAACUUUGGAUGAUGCCAAUAAAACUGCCCAUGAAGCAAAGAUGCUUGCUGAUGAGGCUUUGAAACAGGCUUCUGAAGGCACAGGUACAGAAGAGUCUUUAGCUGACAGAGCUAUGAAUUCCAAAGCAAGAAGUGAAUCCUUAGUUGAAGGAGCAGAAAAGAAGACGGACAAAGUAUUAGAACUAGAGGACAGAUUAGAAGAUGUGAAAAAGGAUAUUGAUACUAUCAAGAGUUCAUCAGAAACAAUCAAAACUACCAAUGAUGCCAUCAAAGCUGAACUGCCAAAUUUUGAUAAAGAGUUGAGCCAGAAAGCACAGGAUGCGUUACAGAAAGCACGAGGAGCCUCCGUGGCUGCGGCUGCUGCUAAGCAGAAGACUCAAGACGUUGUUGAUCUUUUACCAACUCAAAAACAGAAAUUUGAAACUCUGCAAGACAACACCGUGAACACAAAUGAGAACAUGGAUAUUGCUGAACGAAGCUUAAAUCGCGUGCAAAAUGCCCUUGGCCAGCUUCAAGACUUAACAGAUACCAUGGCAACCAAAGCAGCUGCUAUCCGCCAGCUGCAAUCUUUGAUGGCGAAUAAUCUGACUGAGAUUAAGGAUAAAAUAGAACAAGCACGAGGUCAAGCUAAGAGUAUUAAAGUAUCUGUGGGAUCCAGUGCCACCUGUAUCCGUGCUUACAGACCUGAAGUAUCUGCAAGUUUCCACAACAAGAUUGUCAUCAAUUUCAAAACAACCACUGCAGAUAAUUUAUUGCUUUAUAUUGGAUCAUCAGAGACUGCUGAUGAUUACAUGUCUAUGGAGACUAUCCAAGGUAAAGUGAAGUUUCAGUGGGAUGUUGGUGCUGGUAUUGGAAGUGCCACUCACCCAUUGAGUGUAACUGAUGGACAGUGGUAUAAAGCAGAAGCAGAAAGGAAUGGACGUGCUGGUUCCUUGUCUGUACAGCUGUCUACAGCCAAUACUGAACCAGAUAUUGUGAUUGGUCAGGCCCCAACAGGGUAUACAGUCUUAGAUAUUGAUAGUAGUAGUGAUCUAUUCAUUGGUGGUGUACCUGAUAAUUUUGAGAAUAAUGCAUUAAGUGUGAAGUUGUUCAGUGGAUGUAUUGGUGAGACACUCAUUGAUGACAGUGUUGUGGGAUUGUGGAAUUUCAAAGACUCUGAGGGAGAGUGCAGUGGCUGCAAAGAAAGUCCAAGACCAUCUCCUACCGCUGAUACAUAUCAAUUUGAUGGAACAGGUCAUGUGAUCAUGCCUAAGAUACGUAAUUGGAAUACGGAAACCACAGAAUUACAACUUGAUUUUAGAUCGUUUGAUGAAGAUGCACUGUUGUUUUAUAUAGCUGCUGAGGACAAGGUAAGAUCAGUUGAGAAAAUAGUUAAUAACAAAUGCAGGGUAAUUGUGUUGCCGUAUGAGGCUAGGCGUCUGUCCUUGAACAAUGAGGAAGUGGCAUCAGGUAAAUCACAGGGAACUUUGACAGGACUGACUAUAUCAACAGAAAUGUAUAUCGGUGGUGUGCCAACAGGUUUUGAUAUCAGAACUGGUGUCAGUGAAAAGAGUUUCACCGGAUGUAUGCGUGAAUUCUUGGUCAACCGAAAUGCCCAAGAGUUUGGAUCACAAAACAUAGCAUCGUUAGGUGUAACUGAUGGCUGUAUUAAAAAGGCCAUUAGAAAUGUUGGUAUAAUGGGUGAGGGAUAUGUUGAAUUACCUCCAGUGGACCUUGGUAAGGAUGGUGAUAUUACAAUAUCAUUUGCGACAUAUCAACCAGAUGCUUUGCUUCUAUUAGCUAAAAGUAUAAACAACAAACGCAAGAGACAGGUGAAUCUGGAUGCCUCAGGGGUGUAUUAUUCUAUAAUGCUUAAAAAUGGUAGACUACAAGUGCAGCUGAAUGCUGGUUUUGGUGGGGUGUUACUCACAACUAGGAAGUCAGAUGGCACAUUUAAUGAUGGUGAAUUUCAUGUGGUUAGCAUAGUAAAAGAAGAUAACAGCGUAAAGAUUUCUGUUGAUGACACAGCUUUCCGUGGCGGCAAAAUACCCAGUGGUCCGAAUGAAAUAUCAGUCAAUGUGCUUACCAUUGGUGGAGUGAGAUCAGAGUAUAAAGAUAAAGUUGGUGAUGCCGCAGAUGUAAUCAAUGCAUUCAGUGGAUGCAUACAGGAUAUAGUUAUCAAUGGAAUCUACAAGAUAUGUCUACAGCUACAUCAUUUGAGAAGGCUGACUUGGUCACUGUGCACCUGUAUCAGCUACCUUACCACCCACAGUACUGAAGGUCCACUACAGCCACCAGGUAGAUUAUUCAAAUAUUGAAUAAUACCAUUGGUUACUAAUAAGGGCAUGCAACUCGUGAAGAUCCUAUUGAAGUGAUGUUGUUAAACUUGUAUACGUCUAGGAAGGAAUUUCCAAAAAUUACAACACCUGUGUUCGUAAUAGCAAUACUAGUUGUUUACAGAAAA